This is a messenger RNA of Macaca mulatta (Rhesus monkey), 6550 nucleotides long. It is a transcript of the gene ABCC1, whose product is annotated as ATP binding cassette subfamily C member 1. Gene Ontology annotation, biological process: xenobiotic transport; glutathione transmembrane transport. Gene Ontology annotation, molecular function: ATP hydrolysis activity; ABC-type xenobiotic transporter activity; ATP binding. Gene Ontology annotation, cellular component: basolateral plasma membrane. The record is from RefSeq and is a predicted model, not a curated record. Lineage: Eukaryota; Metazoa; Chordata; Mammalia; Primates; Cercopithecidae.
GGCGUUGCGGCCCCGGACCCGGCUCCUUGCGCCGCCGCCGCCGCCUCCGCAGCCAAAGCCAGCAGCCGGGCCGGAUCACCCACCGUCCGGUGCACGCCGCCGCCCGCGCCAGCAGCCGGGCCGCAUCACCCGCCGCCCGGUGCCCGCCGCCGCCCUCGCCGCCCGCAUGGCGCUCCGGGGCUUCUGCAGCGCAGAUGGCUCCGACCCGCUCUGGGACUGGAAUGUCACGUGGUAUACCAGCAACCCUGACUUCACCAAGUGCUUUCAGAACACGGUCCUCGUGUGGGUGCCUUGUUUUUACCUCUGGGCCUGUUUCCCCUUCUACUUCCUCUAUCUCUCCCGACAUGACCGGGGCUACAUUCAGAUGACACUUCUCAACAAAACCAAAACUGCCUUGGGAUUUUUGCUGUGGAUCGUCUGCUGGGCAGACCUCUUCUACUCUUUCUGGGAAAGAAGUCGGGGCAUAUUCCUGGCCCCAGUGUUUCUGGUCAGCCCAACUCUCUUGGGCAUCACCAUGCUGCUUGCUACCUUUUUAAUUCAGCUGGAGAGGAGGAAGGGAGUUCAGUCCUCAGGGAUCAUGCUCACUUUCUGGCUGGUAGCCCUACUGUGUGCCCUAGCCAUCCUGAGAUCGAAAAUUAUGACUGCCUUAAAAGAGGACGUCCAGGUGGACCUGUUUCGUGACAUCACUUUCUACGUCUACUUUUCCCUCGUACUCAUUCAGCUCGUCUUGUCCUGUUUCUCAGAUCGUUCACCCCUGUUCUCGGAAACCAUCCACGACCCUAAUCCUUGCCCGGAGUCCAGCGCCUCCUUCCUGUCCAGGAUCACCUUCUGGUGGAUCACAGGGUUGAUUGUCCGGGGCUACCGCCAGCCCCUGGAGGGCAGUGACCUCUGGUCCUUAAACAAGGAGGACACGUCGGAACAAGUCGUGCCUGUUUUGGUAAAGAACUGGAAGAAGGAAUGCGCCAAGACUAGGAAGCAGCCAGUGAAGGUCGUGUACUCCUCCAAGGAUCCUGCCCAGCCGAAAGACAGUUCCAAGGUGGAUGCGAAUGAGGAGGUGGAGGCUUUGAUUGUCAAGUCCCCACAGAAGGAGUGGAACCCCUCCCUGUUUAAGGUGUUAUACAAGACCUUUGGGCCCUACUUCCUCAUGAGCUUCUUCUUUAAGGCCAUCCACGAUCUGAUGAUGUUUUCCGGGCCGGAGAUCUUAAAGUUGCUCAUCAACUUCGUGAAUGACACAAAGGCACCAGACUGGCAGGGCUACUUCUACACCGCACUGCUGUUCGUCGCUGCCUGCCUGCAGACCCUGGUGCUGCACCAGUACUUCCAUAUCUGCUUCGUCAGCGGCAUGAGGAUCAAGACCGCCGUCAUUGGGGCUGUCUAUCGGAAGGCCCUGGUGAUCACCAAUGCAGCCAGAAAAUCCUCCACGGUCGGGGAGAUCGUCAACCUCAUGUCUGUGGACGCCCAGAGGUUCAUGGACUUGGCCACAUACAUUAACAUGAUCUGGUCAGCCCCCCUGCAAGUCAUCCUUGCUCUCUACCUCCUGUGGCGGAACCUGGGCCCUCCCAUCCUGGCUGGAGUGGCCGUGAUGGUCCUCAUGGUGCCCGUCAAUGCUGUGAUGGCGAUGAAGACCAAGACGUAUCAGGUGGCCCACAUGAAGAGCAAAGACAAUCGGAUCAAGCUGAUGAAUGAAAUUCUCAAUGGGAUCAAGGUGCUAAAGCUUUAUGCCUGGGAGCUGGCGUUCAAGGACAAGGUGCUGGCCAUCAGGCAGGAGGAGCUGAAGGUACUGAAGAAGUCUGCCUACCUGGCAGCCGUGGGCACCUUCACCUGGGUCUGCACACCCUUCCUGGUGGCCCUGUGCACAUUUGCCGUCUACGUCACCAUUGACAAGAACAACAUCCUGGAUGCCCAGAAAGCCUUCGUGUCUUUGGCCUUGUUCAACAUCCUCCGGUUUCCCCUGAACAUUCUCCCCAUGGUCAUCAGCAGCAUCGUGCAGGCGAGUGUCUCCCUCAAACGCCUGAGGAUCUUUCUUUCCCAUGAGGAACUGGAACCUGACAGCAUCGAGCGACGGCCUGUCAAAGACGGCGGGGAUACGAACAGCGUCACCGUGAGGAACGCCACAUUCACCUGGGCCAGGAGCGACCCUCCCACGCUGAAUGGCAUCACCUUCUCCAUCCCGGAAGGUGCCUUGGUGGCCGUGGUGGGCCAGGUGGGCUGCGGAAAGUCGUCGCUGCUCUCAGCUCUCUUGGCCGAGAUGGACAAAGUGGAGGGGCACGUGGCUAUCAAGGGCUCGGUGGCCUAUGUGCCACAGCAGGCCUGGAUUCAGAAUGAUUCUCUCCAAGAAAACAUCCUUUUUGGAUGUCAGCUGGAGGAACCGUAUUACAGGUCCGUGAUACAGGCCUGUGCCCUCCUCCCAGACCUGGAAAUCCUGCCCAGCGGGGAUCGGACAGAGAUUGGCGAGAAGGGCGUGAACCUGUCUGGGGGCCAGAAGCAACGCGUGAGCCUGGCCCGGGCCGUGUACUGCAAUGCUGACAUUUACCUCUUCGAUGAUCCCCUCUCAGCAGUGGAUGCCCACGUGGGAAAACAUAUCUUUGAAAAUGUGAUUGGCCCCAAGGGGAUGCUGAAGAACAAGACGCGGAUCUUGGUCACGCACAGCAUGAGCUACUUGCCGCAGGUGGACGUCAUCAUCGUCAUGAGCGGCGGCAAGAUCUCUGAGAUGGGCUCCUACCAGGAGCUGCUGGCCCGAGACGGCGCCUUCGCUGAGUUCCUGCGUACCUAUGCCAGUGCAGAGCAGGAGCAGGACCCAGAGGACAACGGGGUCACGGGCAUCAGCGGUCCAGGGAAGGAAGCAAAGCAAAUGGAGAAUGGCAUGCUGGUGACAGACAGUGCAGGGAAGCAACUGCAGAGACAGCUCAGCAGCUCCUCCUCCUACAGCGGGGACGUCAGCAGGCAACACAACAGCACCGCAGAACUGCAGAAAGAUGGGGCCAAGAAGGAGGAGACGUGGAAGCUAAUGGAGGCUGACAAGGCGCAGACAGGGCAGGUCAAACUUUCCGUGUACUGGGACUACAUGAAGGCCAUCGGACUCUUCAUCUCCUUUCUCAGCAUCUUCCUUUUCAUAUGUAACCAUGUGGCCGCGCUGGCUUCCAACUAUUGGCUCAGCCUCUGGACUGAUGACCCCAUAGUCAACGGGACCCAGGAGCACACGAAGGUCCGGCUGAGCGUCUAUGGAGCCCUGGGCAUUUCGCAAGGGAUCGCCGUGUUUGGUUACUCCAUGGCUGUGUCCAUCGGGGGCAUCUUGGCUUCCCGCUGUCUGCACGUGGACCUGCUGCACAGCAUCCUGCGGUCACCCAUGAGCUUCUUUGAGCGGACCCCCAGUGGGAACCUGGUGAACCGCUUCUCCAAGGAGCUGGACACGGUGGACUCCAUGAUCCCGGAGGUCAUCAAGAUGUUCAUGGGCUCCCUGUUCAACGUCAUCGGUGCCUGCAUCGUUAUCCUGCUGGCAACGCCCAUCGCCGCGAUCAUCAUCCCGCCCCUUGGCCUCAUCUACUUCUUCGUCCAGAGGUUCUACGUGGCCUCCUCCCGGCAGCUGAAGCGCCUCGAGUCCGUCAGCCGCUCCCCAGUCUAUUCCCAUUUCAACGAGACCUUGCUGGGGGUCAGCGUCAUUCGAGCCUUCGAGGAGCAGGAGCGCUUCAUUCACCAGAGUGACCUGAAGGUGGACGAGAACCAGAAGGCCUAUUACCCUAGCAUCGUGGCCAACAGGUGGCUGGCCGUGCGGUUGGAGUGUGUGGGCAACUGCAUCGUUCUGUUUGCUGCCCUGUUCGCGGUGAUCUCCAGGCACAGCCUUAGCGCUGGCUUGGUGGGCCUCUCAGUGUCUUACUCAUUGCAGGUCACCACGUACUUGAACUGGCUGGUUCGGAUGUCAUCUGAGAUGGAAACCAACAUCGUGGCCGUGGAGAGACUCAAGGAGUAUUCAGAGACCGAGAAGGAGGCACCUUGGCAAAUCCAGGAGACAGCUCCGCCCAGCAACUGGCCCCAGGUGGGCCGAGUGGAAUUCCGGAACUACUGCCUGCGGUACCGAGAGGACCUGGACUUCGUUCUCAGGCACAUCAAUGUCACCAUCAAUGGGGGAGAAAAGGUCGGCAUCGUGGGACGGACGGGAGCUGGGAAGUCAUCCCUGACGCUGGGCUUAUUUCGGAUCAACGAGUCUGCCGAAGGAGAGAUCAUCAUCGAUGGCAUCAACAUCGCCAGGAUCGGCCUGCACGACCUCCGCUUCAAGAUCACCAUCAUCCCCCAGGACCCUGUGUUGUUUUCGGGUUCCCUCCGCAUGAACCUGGACCCGUUCAGCCAGUAUUCGGACGAAGAAGUCUGGACGUCCCUGGAGCUGGCCCACCUGAAGGGGUUCGUGUCAGCCCUUCCCGACAAGCUGGACCACGAGUGUGCAGAAGGCGGGGAGAACCUCAGUGUUGGGCAGCGCCAGCUUGUGUGCCUGGCCCGGGCCCUGCUGAGGAAGACGAAGAUCCUUGUGUUGGAUGAGGCCACAGCAGCUGUGGACCUGGAAACGGACGACCUCAUCCAGUCCACCAUCCGGACACAGUUUGAGGACUGUACCGUUCUCACCAUCGCCCACCGGCUCAACACCAUCAUGGACUACACAAGGGUGAUCGUCUUGGACAAAGGAGAGAUCCAGGAGUACGGCGCCCCGUCGGACCUCCUGCAGCAGAGAGGACUCUUCUACAACAUGGCCAGAGACGCCGGCCUGGUGUGAGCCGCACAGCUGGCCUAUCUGGUCAGAACUGCAGGGCCUACAUGCCCGCGCCCAGGCAGGAGUCAGUACCCCUGGGAAACCAAGCCUCCCACACUGAAACCAAAAAAUCAAAACCAAACCCAGACAACCAAAACAUACUCAAAGCAGCAGCCACCACCAUCCAGUCCCCUGCCUGGAACUGGCCGUGAAGACACGGGACAGACACAGAGAGGCGAGCUGCCCAAAACAUGCUCGCCCUUGCCCCUGGUGCCCUGAGACAUACACACAGCCUCAUGCCCCUGGGAAUGCAAGUGUGUUCCUGGUGCUUCCCGCGGACGAGUUUUGGCAGCCAGACUUCUGAAGGAAUUGGUUGUAUAGAAGAUCCUAGUGACCAAAUCCAGCCGGCUGCCUCGGAUCUCUCCAGCUGAAGUCUAUGGACUGCAAGUCUUUGAGAUGCCUGUGGCUCCCAUCACCUCUAACAUCCUUGUCUGGGUCCACCCGGAAUGCUUCAUUUCCUUGGGGCUGCAGUUUUGAGGUUGAGGGGCCUGGAGAAAAUCAUUCCCUUCCCUUGGCAGUGUCCCAGGGCCCUGCAUGGUCCUCUUACCAACAUCUGGUCUUCCAGGCACUCAGAAGCUGGGAACCAGCAUCCCAGCGCCAGCUCUGCCAGUUCUUGCUUCAGGCCAGAGGCAGCCUCUGCGCUCCCAAGCCUGUCCUCCUGGAAGGGACCUGGUUGGACUAACAGAUAACCUGGACCUGGAACUGCAGGGCCAGGGGAUUGUCUCGUAGGGCCAACGUUCCACCUGGGGUUCCCCUCCCCACUCACCCCCACUCCAGGCUUUCCCUUGCUUUUUUCUUUUGCUCAACAUUGUAAGAACAAUCAACGCCGUUAUUACUGUUCCCACCAUGAUUGAUGGGGGGUAAAUAUUAAGGAGAUGGUCUCAUGGGAAUUUGACAUUGACUAGAAAUAGAGAUGGAGAGUGAGCAGCCAGCUGGACGGCUGCUGACCAGUCCUAGCAGAAAACGUGUUAGGGGCCUUGCCUGAAGCACUGUUGGUUGCUUACAGUGUUGAUUGCUUUUCUUCUUUUUUCUUACCCCUCUUUGCUUUCCCUCUCAUGGUACCUGCUCAUGGUUAUGAAGCUUUCAAAGUAAAGAACACGAAGUACCUCCCAAGUAUUACCAAUAGGUACCAAAAAACGUCCCCUUGAGUCUUUUCCUUUUUUUUAGACUUUAAUUCUCUCCCUUGGCAUCCGGUUAGCCCCCCAGGGGGGGCAGCAUUGUGGAGAACUUGACGUUUAGUUAUUGAUGCUCUUCCAGGACACAAAAAGAACCCAUCUUUGAAUAUCAGUGAUUUUUUUUUUCUUUAAGUACUGUUCCAGGGAGAAAAACUGUCUCAAAACUUGAACUUCUUGGGAAGAGAAGUGUUAGGCUGAGAAGUCACAUUCCCAGGAAAUAGUGAGGAGCUCGCCCUGUGUUUGACCGUUUUGGUCUCUGUAUUCCUGGAAGAAAACGGAGAAGCAGCAUCGUUUAAAGCCUGUUCUUUAAUGUGUCUCCGUUGGAGCCCAAAGUGAAAUCCAGAAAGCAGCCAGAGCUGACGGCUGCCCCAGGACUCAUACUUGCUAAGAAUUACAUCGCCGACUUCAAACCCAGAGAGCAUCUUUCUUUUAGGUGAAAACACAUAUAUUUAUUUUUUGUAAGUUAUACCAUUCUUUCGCAUUAGAUAAACCAAGUUUUGGGGGAUCCUUUUGUAAUGACUUAAACUGGAAAUGUGAACAUUUGCAGUAAAAAAUAUAUAUAUAUCUAUAUAUUUUA